AUGAAAUUUCUCAGCCUUUUCUUGGUGUUCAUCUGGUGUUUUGUUUCUGUCUCUGAUGCCUAUAGAAACUUCUUCGUUGGUGGCAAUGAGUUGGCUGCUAGACAAAGUUUCCAGGUCGAUGUCAUCCUCGGGCCAGCCUUGGCUCCUACAUCUCCCAAACAUCACGGUCCUGUUGUAGCGCCGGCUUUGAGGCCAACACAGUCUCCAUAUCAUCAUGGUCCGACUUCUAGUCCAGGCUUGUCCCCUAGAUCUACAGCACCUAUAACUAAACCUCCUAAAGAAUCAAGACCAUCACCUUGGCCAGCACACUCCCCCAAGCAUCAUGGUCCGGUUUCAGGGCCGGCCUUGGCUCCUACAUCUCCCAAGCAUCACGGUCCUAUUGUAGCGCCUUCUUCGGGGCCAACACGCUCUCCGUAUCAACACAGUCCAAAUGCUAGUCCAGGCUUGUCUCCUACAUCUACAGCACCUGUGGCUGAACCUCCUAAAGAAUCAAGACCGUCUCCUUGGCCAGCACACUCUCCCAAGCAUCAUGGUCCGGUUUCAGUCCCAGCCUUGGCUCCUACAUCACCAACACCCGGUGCAGCACCUCCUAAAGAAUCAUUUGCUUCACCUGGAUCAUCUCCAUGGUCUGCACACUCUCCCGAUCACCGUGGUCCAGUUUCUGGGCCAACAACCUCGACUCCUAGUCCUACAUAUGUGUCACCGGUUGCUGAACCUCCUAAACAAUCAUCUGCACCAUAUUCAGUCCCAACACAUCCUCCUAAAACUUCAUCUCCAUCUCCACGUUCAGCAUCACCCCAAGCUUCAACUCCACCUUCUUUCAAUCGUCCUAUUCAGGCACCAACUUCAAACCCACCAGCUCCACCACAGGCUAUUCCAUCUCAAUCACCGAUAGAUUCAUCGACACCUCCUGAUACACAAAUAGGCUCUCCGACUAGUGAGUUCGAGCCGGCUGUGGCUCCUGCAAAGGCAUUUGCCACUGCAACUAAUUCCAGUGUUAUGGUUUUAGCAGCUAGUGUCUUCUUGAGUAUGGUACUUGGUAGCUUUGUGGGUGUUUUCUAGAACUAUU
This is a messenger RNA of Hibiscus syriacus, 1069 nucleotides long. Its product is annotated as leucine-rich repeat extensin-like protein 5. NCBI's taxonomy places the organism in Eukaryota, Viridiplantae, Streptophyta, Magnoliopsida, Malvales, Malvaceae. The transcript is spliced from 2 exons. The coding region runs from base 1 to 1062 and encodes 353 amino acids. The record is from RefSeq and is a predicted model, not a curated record.